AUGCCUCAGGAAACAAUUAGCACGGUCUUUGGCGACCUCCAUGCAAUCGUGCAAGGCAACCUAGCCAGCGACAAGACACUGCUACUCUUGCACGGGAACUCAAGCACCUGGAAAGCAUUCGAGCCCAUCCUAGAUGAUGCCGUGCUCAAAGCCACAUACAAAAUAAUCGGAUUCGACUUGCCGGGACACGGAGACUCAGCUGAUGCCCCCGACCCGCAGCUCUCGUACAAUAUCCCCGCGUACGCCAAGGCUGCAUUGGAGGUCCUGCGCCAUUUCCGUGUAAAAUCCUACGUGGCCUUUGGGUCGAGUAUGGGUGGCCAAGUCGCAUGGAGCAUGAUCGAACUCGCCAAGUCAAGCCCAAAAGAAUUCGAUAUCCGUGGUGUCAUGACAUCAGGAUCAGUACCGUUCGGUAACCUGCGAGAUCUCCAAGAGAGCUUCAACAUCGACUCGCAAGACAGCGUUGCGACUACGGGGUCAAUGACCGAUGAACAAGCCGAAUGGGCAGUCAAACACGCCUAUGGCGGCACACCGCAACCAUUCAUGUACGAGUCCUUGAAACGAACGGAUCCGAGAGCGCGGCCUUUGAUGUUUGAGCAUAUCGUCAAGGGUGAAUCGACAGAUCAGCGGAGGACGGUCAGGGAGACCAAAAUUCCGAUUGCGAUUGUGAAUGGAGACAUGGAUGUUUUCAUCAAGUUGGAUGUGUUUGAUCGGCUUGAAUAUGGGAAUUUGUGGAAGGACAAGGUGUUUACUAUAAAGGGAUCCGGCCAUUGUCCGUAUUGGGAUAAUCCGAAGGAGUUCUUGCCCUUCUUGACUGAGUUCGCGGCUGAUUGCUAUUCUGCAUAA
Molecule: messenger RNA, 843 nt
Organism: Talaromyces amestolkiae
Lineage: Eukaryota; Fungi; Ascomycota; Eurotiomycetes; Eurotiales; Trichocomaceae
Exons: 1
Coding region: 1-843 (280 amino acids)
Molecular function (GO): catalytic activity
Source: RefSeq, a predicted model, not a curated record